Molecule: messenger RNA, 1177 nt
Organism: Diorhabda sublineata
Lineage: Eukaryota; Metazoa; Arthropoda; Insecta; Coleoptera; Chrysomelidae
Product: testicular acid phosphatase homolog
Exons: 6
Coding region: 91-1158 (355 amino acids)
Biological process (GO): dephosphorylation
Molecular function (GO): phosphatase activity
Source: RefSeq, a predicted model, not a curated record
AUUGACUAAUUUAGAUAAAUGUCAAUCUCUUAUAAUUCUUACGAUAAUUAACAAAUACUUCACCAUGUGUUGUGACGAUAGAUUAAUAAAAUGGAAGUGUUGUGGUUUAUUAUUCCAUUAUUAUUUAUAAAACACGUGAUCGGUAAUUCGUCAUUGAAACAAGUACAUAUUGCGUUUAGACAUGGUGAAAGGGCACCUUCUUCUACAUUUACGAAUGAUCCAUACAUCAAUUAUUCUUGGCCAAAUGGAUGGGGGGAACUGACUAAUAGGGGUAAACUGCAGUUAUAUUUGUUAGGGGAAAAUAUAAGACGUGAAUAUGAGGAAUUUAUUCCCAAACUGUACUGGUACAAAGAUGUAAAUAUCACUAGUAGCUAUUACGUUAGAUGUCAAAUGAGUGGGCAGUUAUUUACUGCUGGAUUGUAUCCACCAGUUGGUGAUCUAAUUUGGAACCCGGAUUUAUUAUGGCAACCUAUACCUUUAAUUUACCUACCUAGAUCAAGGGAUACAAAUAUAGUUAUGAAAGCACCCUGUGCUAAAUACGAUAAAAUACUCAAAGAGAUACGACAAACACCAGGUAUUGUGGAAAUAGAAAAUAAAUAUCAAAAUUUAAAAGAUUAUUUAACGAAACAUACCGGCCAGAAUAUCACGAAUAUUGAAGACAUUGAAUCUGUUUAUAAUACAUUAGAAAUUGAACAGUUGCAUAACUUCACAUUACCAAAUUGGCUUAAUAAUUCCAUGAUGGCUACUAUGAAAAAAUUAGGAGCUAGAAAUUUAGCUCUUUAUUCUGAAACCCAGUUUAUGAAGAAAGUAAAAGGAGGAAUGUUCUUAAACAAUGCUAUUAAGUGUAUGGAAAAUCGUUUGAAAGGAAGUGAUGAAACUUUGUUAUACCUAUACUCAGUUCAUGAUCUAACAUUAGUUCAUAUUUUAAGAAGUCUCGAGCUUGUAGAUAGCAUUAAACCUGAUUUUGGGGCGACCCUUGUAUUUGAAUUAUACGAAAAUGGAGAAAUAAAGGUUAAAUACAGAAAUUUUUGGAGUGAUAAACCAACGAUAUGGGCCAUACCGAACUGUGAUUCUCCAUGUAUCCUAAAUGAUUUUAAAAAUUCUCUAAUGAAUGUUCUAUGUUUUGACUAUAUCAAAGAAUGUGAAUUAAAUAGUUAAUAUAGUCCAUUGUAUUUUA